This is a messenger RNA of Paraglomus brasilianum, 817 nucleotides long. The record is from the annotation of a GenBank genome assembly. NCBI's taxonomy places the organism in Eukaryota, Fungi, Glomeromycota, Glomeromycetes, Paraglomerales, Paraglomeraceae.
AGAAAAAUCAAUAAGGACUGAUUUAACAAAAGAACGGCCACAAUGGCCAUACACAGUAUAUGCUCCAGCAAAAGAGGAGCCGAAUUUAAUAGAAGGGACUGAUGUCUCACCGGAAGAGUUGAGAUUUGAGUUUUUUAAGUUAAAAGAUUUCUGGAUGUACGGUGGAGAAAUGCAAUAUAACCAGGGUGUUUCACAGCUCAACAGCAUAAUGAAACAAAAGAUUGACGAUGUGCUAAAGGACUUACGAAACUCUAUACGAAUGUACCAGAACAAGAUAAGACCAAAUUCAUCAAACACUUUUGGUGGUGGCAGAACACAAUCCAGGAAUACAAGUCAGCAGCCAUCGAAUACAUUCGGGUCCAGGUCUAAUGGUGGAUUUGGUCAGCCGCAACAGAGUAGGGCGUUUGGCCAACAACAAAGCGGAUUCGGUCGGCAACAGCAAGGUGGAUUUGGAAGUAGCGGAUUUAGCCAGCAGAGUAACUUUGGAGGAUUCGGCCAGCAACAACCGCUACAACCGAGUCCGUUUGGACAGCAACCGGGACCAGGAUUCGCCCCAAAUUCCAAUACCUUGUCGCCAAUUCAGGCUACCCAGCCGAAUGGAGGGUUUGGAGGAGGUCAGACUGGCUUUGGAAGUGCAUCGAAUGGUCAACAGCAAAAUCCAUUAGGACAAUCAAUACAAAAUCCUUUUGGAGCUCAGCAACAACAGAGUCUACUUCGCGGUGGUAUGCAAGGUGCAGGACCAGAUGCUAAUGUGGUUGGGAUGUCCGAGUAUUUUACUGGACAGGUGCCAACAAGUCCACCUCCCAAUCAUUAUUGA